Molecule: messenger RNA, 3085 nt
Organism: Daphnia pulicaria
Lineage: Eukaryota; Metazoa; Arthropoda; Branchiopoda; Diplostraca; Daphniidae
Gene: unc-45
Product: protein unc-45 homolog B-like
Exons: 18
Coding region: 208-2991 (927 amino acids)
Molecular function (GO): Hsp90 protein binding
Source: RefSeq, a predicted model, not a curated record
AACAAACCGUAAAUAGAAUGGUAAAUUUAGAAUCUCCCCCUUCUUGAACAUUCGAGCCUGUUCUUCGCUUCUGAAAAAGAUUUAAAAAAAAACAUUCGAAGUUUUUACAUAGUCUUUUUCCACGAGUUCGUUUAGUAUUAUCUUGCGCGCCACACAGAAAACACAAAAAUUGCUACAAGUAAAAUUGAAGCUACGGAGUCUAGGAAAAUGACAAAUGAUAAUCCAACAAUUCGGCUGAAAGAGGCUGGAAAUCAAGCAUUUGCAGAAGGAGAUUGGGACAAGGCCUUAUCAUGCUAUACUCAAGCACUUCAUUUAAUUGAACUUGACACUCCAGAGAAAGCUGUCCUCCUCAAAAACAAAGCAGCAGUUUACUUGAAAGUGUCUGACUAUGAAGCUGCCAUCAAAGAUUGCACCACGUCUUUGGAAAUUUCGCCAGAUGAUCCCAAAGCUCUUUUUCGUAGAUGCCAGGCAUAUGAAGCCUUAGAAAAAUAUGAGGAGGCUUACAAAGAUGCCAGACAAGUCCACAAUUUAGAUAAAAAGAAUAAAGCCAUUGCUCCUAUUUUGAAAAGGCUCCAUGAUAUUGUCCAAGACAGGAUGGCAAAAUUUGCUCAGACAACCACAAAAGUGUCUCAAAUGAUGGAAAUCGCCUUUGAUUUUUCUUCGACUGUUGAAAAACGGGAAACUGCUACUUCAAAUAUUUUAGUUCUUGCCAAAGAAUCUGCCGGUGCCGAAUUGCUGGUCAAGGAAGGAAUCUUCGAGAAAAUUAAUUCUUUGUUGAAGAAAGAAACGACGCCAAGUAUUGUAGUGACUUGUAUCCGCAUCAUCAGUGCAUUGUGCAAAGGGAAUCUGCCUCGAGCCAAAAUGAUUCUCCAGCUUUUAGGAGUUCCUUGGCUACUUGAUCAACUGAAUUCAAAUAAUGACGAUCAAGUCAGUGCAGCUCAGUAUUGUGUCCAAACAGUGAUCAACACUAUUUCGGGCUUGGAUUUGAAAGACGAUAAACAACCCAAUAAGGAAUUGUGCGAAGCGCACCGCAAGGAAAUUGAUACGAUUUUAACUUGUUUGAUUUACUGCUCCACCAGUCGAACCAUCACUGGCAAAUGCCGAGAUGCUGUUCUCGAAUUGAUGAUGAGGAAUUGCGAAUACCGCGCCCUGGAUUGGGCCGAACGCCUCGUUGAUAUUAAUGGCUUACAGCGAAUGAUGCAAAUCGCCAGUGAAUUGGAGGAAAUGAAGUACGAAUCGUCCAUGGAAAUUACGGAAAAUACCCGCACCAUCAUCUCCUGUGCCUUGGGGAAAGUCUAUGACAACAUGUACUACGACUUAAUUAAAGAACGUUUCAGUGCAAAGAUUGAAGAUUUUAUCCACGAACAAUUGCAAACUCCUGGGAUGGAUAGCAAAGUUCGAGUGGUGGUGGCAGUGACGACGCUACUUCUGGGACCUCUAGAUGUUGGUAGUUCUAUUAUUGGCAAAGAAGGUGUCUUGGAAAUGAUCCUCGUCAUGGCAAACAGUGGCGAAUUCCUCAUGCAGCGUGUCUCUUGCGAGGCUUUGAUCGCCGCCGCUUCUAAAAAAGAUAAAGCCUCUGCCAUCUUGGCUCAAGGCGUUACCAUUCUCAAGAAACUCUAUCAAAUCGGCAACGACAACAUCAAGGUGAGAGCUUUGGUAGGUCUAUGCAAAUUGGGAAGUUGCGGAGGCACCGAUUCGUCGUGGAAGCCGUUCACCGACGGAUCCACCAUGAAGUUGGCCGAAGCUUGUCGAAGAUUCUUGAUUAACCCAGCCAAGGACAAAGACAUGCGUAAGUGGGCUAUUGAAGGCCUCUCCUACUUGACAUUAGACGCUGAGGUUAAGGAGAAACUCAUUGAGGAUCGUGAAGCUCUUCAAUCGCUAAUUGAAGUGGCCAAGUCUGGAGACAUUUCUGUUAUUUACGGAGUCGUUUCCACAUUGGUGAACCUUUGCAAUGCAUACGAUAAACAAGAAAUCAUCCCAGAGAUGUUGGAACUGGCGAAAUUCGCUAAACGUCACGUGCCAGAGCAACACGAAUUGGAUGAUCCUGAUUUCGUUCACAAACGAGUCGAUAUUUUGGGCAAGGCAGGUGUCACUGUCGGUUUAGUUUCUCUUUGUAAAACAGAGAGCGAAAAUUGCAAGGAAUUGAUAGCCAGGGUAUUCAACGCCCUUUGUGAACACCAGAAUUUGCGUGGCAUCGUGGUCCAACAAGGCGGUGCCAAGGCUUUAAUCCCAUUGGCCCUUGAAGGAACGACUAAAGGAAAAUACCAAGCAAGCCAGGCAUUGGCCAGGAUCGCUAUCACCAUCAACCCGGAAGUGGCAUUCCCAGGACAGAGAAUGUGCGAAUUGAUCCGGCCGCUUUUAGGUCUCCUUGAUCUUGAAUGCAACGCUCUAGAAAACUUUGAAGCUUUAAUGGCCCUCUGCAAUUUAGCUGGAUUCGAUGCCCCGAGAAAAAGGAUCCUCAAGGAGCAAGGCGUCGCUAAAAUCGAGAAUUACAUGUACGAAAACCACGAAAUGUUGAAAAAAGCCUCGGUUCAAACGAUGAGCAAUUUGCUGUUUAGCGAAGAAGUGGUCAAACUCUUUGAGGGUAAAAACGACCGCACCAAGUAUUUAGUCUUACUUUCCACUUCAGAAGACGUUGAGUUGUCCAAAGCUGCUGCAGGAGCCUUGGCUAUUCUGACGUCAGUCAGUAAACGGGCUUCACGGAAAGUUUUCGAGCCGACAGAGUGGAAAGAAAUCCUUUGCUUCCUACUGAGCAAUACGGACAAAGACGUGCAAUAUCGAGGAGCUGUUAUCGUCAAAAACAUCGCCAGUCAUUCGAAGGAGUUGGCCGAAAAGUUGUUGCAACCUGAGGUUAUUAUGGUCCUGGAAGUUCUCACCAAAUUCGAAACACCUGAAAUGGCCAAAAUUUGCGACUGCGCCAAAUCAACCCUGGAAAUCGCCGAGCAAUGGAAACUGAUCGAGAAGGAGGAUGACUCUGAAGAUGAGUCUUGAUAAAUUUUAAUGAAAUGAUUUAAACAAAAAUUAAAUUGUGUGCCUAUGCAAAUUCACUCGUUAAAGUUAAAUACACUUUAUACGUCAAUUGAAA